ACCGGAAGCCACGUUAGGUAUUAAAGGAUCAAGUUUCACAGGUGAUGGAAGAUAAACAGAGAAGAGUGAGCCAACCUGGAAACUGGCCCCUGGGGCAGCAGCGACCCGGGGAGCAGGUCACCUGACCAAACGGAAGCCUGAGUGACCUCCAGGUUUUCCGAUUUCCAGGGAUCCGGGAGCCCUGUGAGAAGCAUUUGUAAACACCGGCUCAGCUUCUCCGUGUCAAAGGUGUCACCUGAAACCGCCCACCACUUCACCAGUUGUAGCCAGAAGGCCUGGCUUUCAUUCUCACCAUUAAUAGCCCAAGAUAAGGACGUGUGUUGACAGGAGACUUGCCAACACAUUUCUGUGAGAUGACACAUCUCCAUCACCAGCUCAGCUCGCUCCCCCGUGAACAGUAGCCAGAGACAAGCAGCCCGGCCCCUUCCUGAAGGAAUGGAUUUCUGAUUUCAUCGUCUGGACGACUUUUAUUUACCUUACUCAGAACUCUGCAGAAUUGAGUACCCUGUGUCACUGACCUGUGUCCUUAUUUUGCACUGAGUCUGUCCUUAGGCGGAACGAGAAAGUAAGAGAACACCAGCGAUGUUUGGUGAUAAGCACUGAUUCUGAGGUCUAUAAAAGUAAAGGUGCUUGUCUGGGAGAAGGCAGAAGCUCCGGCAUGUCCAUCACGAUGCUCCCAGGAGUCCUGGCUGCCUUCUUCUUCUUGAGCUGGACUCGGUGUUGGUCCCUGCCCCUUCCCAGCGAUGGCGAGGACGAUCUGUCCGAGGAGGACUUCCAGCUUGCCGAGCACUACUUGAAAUCCUACUACUACCCCCUGAAUCCCGCUGGAAUCCUGAAGAAGUCGGGCGCAGGCUCCGUGGUUGACAGGCUCCGAGAAAUGCAGUCCUUCUUCGGCUUAGAGGUCACUGGCAAACUUGAUGAUAACACCCUGGACAUCAUGAAGAAACCAAGAUGUGGGGUCCCCGAUGUGGGCGAGUACAAUGUUUUCCCCCGAACUCUCAAGUGGUCCAAGACGAAUCUGACCUACAGGAUUGUGAAUUAUACCCCUGAUCUGACUCAUUCUGAGGUUGAAAAGGCCUUCAGAAAAGCCUUCAAAGUUUGGUCAGAUGUGACCCCUCUGAAUUUCACCCGACUUCAUGAUGGCACUGCUGAUAUCAUGAUCUCUUUUGGAACUAAAGAACAUGGCGAUUUCUACCCAUUUGAUGGACCUUCCGGUCUGCUGGCUCAUGCUUUUCCUCCUGGGCCAAACUAUGGAGGGGAUGCCCAUUUUGAUGAUGAUGAAACUUGGACAAGUAGUUCCAAAGGCUACAACUUGUUCCUUGUCGCUGCCCAUGAGUUUGGCCACUCCUUGGGCCUCGACCACUCCAAGGACCCAGGAGCACUCAUGUUUCCCAUCUACACCUACACGGGCAAGAACCACUUUAUGCUUCCUGAGGACGAUGUACAAGGCAUCCAGUCUCUCUACGGCCCAGGAGACGAAGACCCCAACCCAAAACAUCCCAAGACACCAGACAAAUGUGAUCCCACCUUAUCCCUGGACGCCAUCACCAGCCUCCGAGGAGAAACGAUGAUCUUUAAAGACAGAUUCUUCUGGCGCCUGCACCCUCAGCAGGUGGACGCCGAACUGUUCUUGACGAAAUCCUUCUGGCCGGAACUUCCCAACCGGAUCGACGCCGCCUAUGAGCACCCCUCCCGGGACCUCAUCUUCAUCUUCAGAGGCAGAAAAUUUUGGGCUCUUAAUGGUUAUGACAUUCUGGAAGGUUACCCCCAAAAAAUAUCUGAACUGGGAUUUCCAAAAGAGGUUAAGAAGAUAAGCGCAGCCGUCCACUUUGAAGACACAGGGAAGACGCUCUUCUUCUCGGGAAACCAGGUCUGGAGCUACGAUGACACUAACCAGGUCAUGGAUAGAGACUACCCCAGGCUAAUAGAAGACGACUUCCCAGGGAUUGGUGAUAAAGUGGAUGCCGUCUACGAGAAAAACGGUUAUAUCUAUUUCUUCAACGGGCCCAUACAAUUUGAGUAUAGCAUCUGGAGCAAGCGUGUUGUGCGCGUCAUGCCAGCAAAUUCCCUGUUGUGGUGUUAAGUGUCUUCUAAAUAUUGUUAUUUAAAUCCUGGCGAGCAUUGGACAGAACACUUCCAGCGAUCCGGGUGUGGGGGAGGGGAGGUCGGGAGAGCUUAGUUCUGGGAACAAGCUUUGGUAACUUAUCUCGGAAUAGAGGGCAUCUGUACAGUGAGCCGGGCCGGAACCACGGUGCAUUUGAAGGAACGGAAUCCAGCGGCCACGAGGAUCACCUGAUUCUCGCACGCUGCACGGAGCCAUGGCCCACGCUAUUUCCCACCACAGACAGGGGAUGUGCAGUGUGUCAAAGGGAGCACAAUGUUGAAAUGUAUUUAUAAGGACAGUUUGUGCAGGCAUACAUGCAAGUCACAGUUAUGUAAUUAAUGAAUCAUCUUUAUUAAAAAGUAUAAUAGUGUGUGAAUGGGGUCUGUGGGGAGCAUAGGAUACCAGGAACAGACAGAAACCAAAGGGAAGUAUCUGUAAUAAAGACAUUGUGGACAGCUUCCCAAAGCAGUGAUUUGGGUUUUGCACUGAGAAUAUUUGAAUGUACGUGUCCCCGUUCCUACGGACACUAGGAUCAGUCACCCCAGAUGAGAGACAGGGCCCGAGGCCGAGGACGGUAGAUGUGGUCUGUGGGCUCGGUUUAAUUCUCGCUGUUGACCGUGAUCCCAGGCCUACCCACAAAGAAGAUAAAGACAGCCCAUCUCUCUUUGUAUUCAAACAUUCCAGGUCUCCCCCAAAUACCAAAGGAUUAAAAUGGCUAUCACAAUGA
Molecule: messenger RNA, 2831 nt
Organism: Lutra lutra (Eurasian river otter)
Lineage: Eukaryota; Metazoa; Chordata; Mammalia; Carnivora; Mustelidae
Gene: MMP13
Product: matrix metallopeptidase 13
Exons: 12
Coding region: 659-2083 (474 amino acids)
Biological process (GO): collagen catabolic process; proteolysis; extracellular matrix organization
Cellular component (GO): extracellular matrix
Molecular function (GO): zinc ion binding; metalloendopeptidase activity
Source: RefSeq, a predicted model, not a curated record